This is a messenger RNA of Heterobilharzia americana, 1737 nucleotides long. The record is from the annotation of a GenBank genome assembly. NCBI's taxonomy places the organism in Eukaryota, Metazoa, Platyhelminthes, Trematoda, Strigeidida, Schistosomatidae.
AUGGAUGUUCGUGAUGUCCUGUCUUUUGCGUCUCCAAGCCCUCAGUUAAGGAGAUCUUUGAAACCUCCUCCUCCACCAUCGCUUCAGGAUGAAGUUGAAUCAAAACGACCGAAGGGCAAUGUGGAUAAUAUAUCGGCGUCGUUUUCUGAUACUUCAUCAAACGCUGGAGACUUUGAAGACAUUCCACAUGUAUAUAAGAUAUCAGAUUCAUUGGAUCUGGAGACAAAUAAUGAACCUACUACUGUUGGAGCAAAUGAAGUGACUGAAACUACUGUUCGUCGCCUUACUGUACUCCUUGAAAAACGCGCUUUGGCCAAUCAAGAAGCUCGAACAAAGUUUCCUGAUCAACCGAAACGUUUUAUGCAAUCAGAAUUGGAGCUGCAAGAAACACUUGAAGAAAUGCAAAUUAUUGCAGCAAAUCCUGAAUUGUAUCCAGUUUUAGCGGAACAAACUCGUCCAAUAUCUUUAUUGUUAGGUUUAUUGGCGCAUGAGAAUACAGAUAUCAGUCUGUCUGUUAUAGAUUUAUUGCAUGAAUUACUUGAAUCGAGUUGUUUAAAAGACGCUGGUUUAAGCAAAGUUAAUUCAUUCUUAGAAGUGUUAUUUUCUGGUCAAUUGAUACAAUCACUAAUACAAAAUAUUUCACGUUUAGAUGAAACAAAAAAAGAUGAAGCUAAUGGUGUGCAUAAAACACUUGGAAUUGUUGAGAGUUUAUUAGAAAUUCGUCCAGAUAUGAAUGUGAUUAUGUCAAAUCAAGGUUUAUUUGCUUGGCUUCUUCGACGUUUACAAAGACGUCCAAUUUAUGAUAAGAAUAAACUUUAUGUUAGUGAAUUAUUAUCAAUAUUAUUACAAAUGGAUGAAUUAAAUCGUCGUCAACUUGGUGAAGUUGAUGGAAUUGAUAUUUUAUUACAACAAUUAUCUGUUUAUAAACGACAUGAUCCAUCGAAUCGAGAAGAGAUUGAAUUAAUGCUGAAUUUAUUUGAUUGCCUAUGUAGUUCACUUAUGUUAACAGAAAAUAAAGAUAAAUUUUUAAAAGGUGAAGGUAUACAAUUGAUGAAUUUAAUGCUUCGUGAGAAACAUAUGUCUCGUGAUAGUGCUCUACGUGUUCUUGACUACACUUUAUGCCCUAUCACAACAUCUCAAUCAACUAAUCAAAAUUCUGCUAUUGUUAUAGCUAAUUGUUCUAAAUUUGUUGAAGUACUUGGUCUUAGAACUAUUUUCCCAUUGUUUAUGCAUACUCCACGUGAACAUGCUCUACGCUCUACUUCAUCUGGAUCUAAAGUGAAAGUGAUCAGUGGUCCAACUUCAGCUGAGAUGGAAGAACAUGUAAUCAAUAUUAUCUCUGCACUACUUCGUCAUUGUCCUGAAGCAUUCAAAUCUCGUGUACUGGCAAAAUUUGUAGAGAAUGAUCAUGAAAAAAAUAGUAAAAGAUGGACUGGUUAUACAUCUGAAGAGAUUGAAACUGAAUUGAUGCUGAAACGAUUGGAAGGUGGAUUAUUACCGCUUCAAGUCUUAGAUGUCAUUAUCCUCGAUGUUUGUGUUAACGGUGCAUCAACGAUUUUGGAACGAGUGCUACAUUUAUUACGAAUGAGGUCUUUGUCAAUGAAUUCCAUACUUUAUACAGUUCAAGAAUAUGUGAAUAAUUUAGGUGAUGAAUCGACUGGUACAACAUUUUCUGAGAAGACAAGAGUUACAGAUCUUUUGAAACGGUUUAAACAAAUGAUAAGAUUAGACUAUUGA